GCCUUGCCCGCCCUGGUCUGAGUCCCGACGAGCCGUGGCCAAGAGCGCAGGAGGCUUUAAGCUGCCUUGAGAAUCUCUUCUGAGACAGUCCUAAGGAGCAGCAUGGAGCAGCAGGAUAAAGAAGAGCCAGGAGGGAGCCCUGAGGACACAGAAUGGUGCCCAGCAAAGAUCGCUAGAAACCAAGAGUGUAACCAGGAGAGAAGAGUCUACAGACCAGAUUAUCAUAUGGGGAGACUUCUUCCAGGCCUUGACCCCAAGCCCUCACCUUCCUCUCUGCCCCAACCCUCAGAUGUAGGGCAGCCCCAGAAGUCAUUUCUGACGGGCCCUGAAAAGAAGUACCCACAGAUAAAGCAGCGCGGUUUCUACUCAGAUAUCCUCAGCCCUGGAACCUUGGACCAGCUUGGGAAUGUCUGCCGUGGCCCCUGCACGACCCGGAACUUGAUGCGUCAAGCUGACCUCAAUAAGUUCACACCCAAAGUCGAAACCUUCAAGAUUCCUGAGGACUUCCAGGAGCAUGUGCAGCAGCAAUGCAUUGGCUCCACCACAAAGCAGCUCUCCCAGACUGACUUCCCACUGCAGGCCUAUGAGCCCAAGGUGCAGGUGCCCUUCCAGGUGCUGCCAGGCCAGUGCCCUCGCAAGACUGAAAUUGAGAGGAGGAAGCGACAGUACUUGAGCCUGGACAUUGAAGAGCUGUUGGCCAAUGAAGGCAUCGACUCCAACAAGCUCAUGCCCAGACACCCAGACCUGAAGCACCCCCAAACCAUUGAACAGGGCCAUGACCCACUCUUCCCCAUCUAUCUUCCACUGAAGGUGUUUGACAAUGAAGACUUUGACUGCCGGACUCCCAGAGAAUGGCUCAACAUGGGCUUAGAGCCAGGAUCUCAGAACCGGAAACCUGUACCCGGAAAAGCUCUUCUCCCCACUGAUGACUUCCUAGGACAUGAGGACCCCAAGAGUCCGGAGCUUGACUAUAAGUGGUGUGAGGUUGGCGUCCUCGACUACGAUGAAGAGAAGAAGCUGUACCUGGUACACAAAACAGACAAGAGAGGCCUGGUGCGAGAUGAGAUGGGGAUGCCCAUUCUGAGUGGAGGGGCCACCACCCAAGAAAGGCCACCCCUUCUGUUCUUUCAGUACUGGGUGCCACGGAUCCAGCUGCUCUUCUGUGCUGAGGACCCUCGAGUAUUCACACAGCGUGUGGUCCAGGCCACUGCCCUGCGCAAGAACACAGAGGCACUGCUGCUGUACAACUUGUAUGUGGACUGCAUGCCCUCUGAGGGCCAGCAGCUCAUCAGUGAACAGAGCCUCAACCGGAUCAAGCAGUGGGCCCUGAGCACACCCCGCAUGCGCAGGGGACCACAGGUCCUGGAGUACAUCAGCAACCUGUCCAGAGAAGUGAAUCUGGACUAUGAACGAAGCAUGAACAAGAUCAACUUUGACCACAUUGUAUCAUCCAAUCCUGAUACGUUCUCCUAUGUGACUCUUCCCAAGAAAGAGGAAGAAAAGGUGCCUGAGUAUGGACUUGUGAGUGUCCCCAAGUACCCCUUUCGGGAGCAAAAGGAGGAUUUCACCUUUGUGUCCCUGCUCACACGGUCAGAAGUCAUCACAGCCCUGAGCAAGGUGCGGGCCGAGUGUAACAAGGUGACCUCCAUGUCACUGUUCCACUCAAGCCUCUCCAAGUACAGCCGCCUGGAAGAAUUUGAGCAGAUCCAGUCACAGACCUUCUCCCAGGUACAGAUGUUCCUCAAGGACAGCUGGGUCAGCACCCUGAAGGUGGCCAUGCGCAGCAGCCUUCGUGACAUGAGCAAAGGCUGGUAUAACCUCUAUGAGACCAACUGGGAGGUGUACCUCAUGUCAAAGCUGCGCAAGCUGAUGGAGUUGAUCAAGUACAUGCUCCAGGACACGCUGCGCUUCCUGGUGCAGGACUCGCUGGCCAGCUUCUCACAGUUCAUCAGUGAUGCCUGCUACAGCGUGCUCGACUGCACGGACGACAUGGUUUGGGGUGACGACUUAAUCAACAGUCCCUACAGGCCCCGGAAAAAUGCCCUGUUCAUCAUAGACUUGGUGCUUGACAGCUCAGGGGUACACUAUAGCAUGCCACUGGAGAAUUUCGAGGUGACUCUGCUCAACCUCUUCGAUAAGGGCAUCUUGGCCACCCAUGCUGUGCCCCAGCUGGAGAAGCUGGUAAUGGAGGACAUCUUUAUCAGCGGUGACCCCCUACUGGAGUCAGUGGGGCUUCAUGAGCCACUGGUGGAGGAGCUACGGGCUGUUAUCACAAAUGCUGUGCACAAAGCCAUGAUCCCGCUGCAGGCCUAUGCUAAGGAGUACAGAAAGUACCUGGAGCUGAACAACAACGAUAUUGCCACCUUCCUCAAGGCCUACCAGACACAGUGUCCAUCAGCAACAGAGGUACGAGAGGUGGUGCUUACCCAUCUGAAAGAGAAAACAAUCCUCGACAACUCAUUGCCUGGCAGCAUCGUAAUUGGGCCCUUCUACAUCAACAUUGACAAUGUCAAGCAGAGCCUGUCCAAAAAGCGCAAGGCCUUGGCCACUUCCAUGCUGGAAGUCCUAGCCAAGAACCUGCAUAAGGAAGUGGGCAGUAUCUGUGAGGAAUUCCGCAGCAUCAGCCGCAAGAUCUACGAAAAGCCCAAUAGCAUCGAGGAGCUGGCUGAACUGCGAGAGUGGAUGAAGGGAAUCCCUGAGAAGCUGGUCAUACUAGAGGAACGGAUUGUGAAGGUCAUGGAUGACUACGAGGUCAUGGAAGAAUUCUUUUACAACCUCAGCACAGAUGACUUCAAUGACAAGUGGGCUGCCAGCAAUUGGCCAUCUAAGAUCCUUGGGCAGAUAGAGAUGGUGCGACAGCAGCAUACUGAAGAAGAGGAAAAGUUCCGUAAGAUCCAGAUCAUGGACCAGAACAACUUCCAGGAGAAGCUGGAAGGGCUGCAGCUGGUGGUAGCUGGCUUCUCUACCCAUGUGGACAUUUUGCGAGCACACGAAAUUGCCAAUGAGGUGCGGCGGGUCAAGAAGCAACUGAAGGAUUGUCAGCAGCUGGCGAUGCUCUACAACAACCGCGAGCGCAUCUUCGGCUCAGCUGUCACGAAUUACGACAAGCUCUCAAGGAUGGUGAAGGAAUUCCAGCCCUAUCUGGACCUGUGGACCACAGCCUCAGACUGGCUACGCUGGUCUGAGAGCUGGAUGAAUGACCCCCUGUCAGCCAUUGAUGCCGAGCAGCUGGAAAAGAAUGUCAUUGAGUCCUUCAAGACUAUGCAUAAGUGUGUAAAGCAGUUCAAGGACAUCCCAGCUUGCCAGGACGUGGCCUUAGACAUCCGAGCCCGCAUCGAGGAGUUCAAGCCAUACAUCCCACUGAUCCAGGGACUGCGCAAUCCUGGCAUGCGGAACCGGCACUGGGAGAUACUAUCUAAUGAGAUCAACAUCAAUGUCAGGCCCAAGGCCAACCUGACCUUUGCCCGCUGCCUUGAGAUGAACCUGCAGGACCACAUUGAAAGCAUCAGCAAGGUGGCUGAAGUGGCUGGCAAGGAGUAUGCUAUUGAGCAGGCACUAGACAAGAUGGAGAAGGAAUGGGCAACCAUCCUGUUCAAUGUGCUGCCCUACAAGGAGACAGACACCUACAUCCUCAAGAGCCCGGAUGAAGCCUCACAGUUGCUUGAUGACCACAUCGUCACAACCCAGAGUAUGUCCUUCUCGCCCUACAAAAAGCCCUUUGAGCAACGCAUCACAUCUUGGGAGAACAAACUAAAGCUGACCCAGGAAGUGCUAGAAGAGUGGCUGAACUGUCAGAGAUCCUGGCUGUACCUGGAACCCAUCUUUAGUUCAGAGGACAUUACCCGGCAGCUGCCCGUGGAGAGCAAGCGCUACCAGACCAUGGAGCGGAUCUGGAGAAAGAUCAUGAAGAAUGCUUAUGAGAACCGGGAGGUGAUCAAUGUGUGUGCUGACCAGAGACUGCUGGACAGCCUACGGGACUGCAACAAGCUGCUGGACCUGGUGCAGAAGGGCCUCAGCGAGUACCUGGAGACCAAGAGGAAUGCCUUCCCCAGAUUCUUCUUCCUGUCUGAUGAUGAACUGCUAGAGAUAUUGUCACAGACAAAGGACCCUACUGCCGUACAGCCUCACCUACGCAAGUGCUUCGAGAAUAUUGCUCGGCUGCUGUUCCAGGAGAACCUGGAGAUCACACACAUGUAUUCAGCAGAGGGUGAGGAGGUGAAGCUAUCCUUCUCCAUCUACCCCACCAGUAACGUGGAGGAAUGGCUGCUGGAGGUAGAGCGUAGCAUGAGGGCCAGUGUGCGCGACAUCAUUGAGAAGGCCAUCAAGGCCUACCCCACGAUGCCCAGGACCCAGUGGGUUCUGAACUGGCCAGGCCAGGUCACCAUCGCUGGCUGCCAGACGUACUGGACCCUGGAGGUUUCCAACGCUCUAGAGGCUAACAACCUGAGUUCUGAGCUGUUCCCCCAACUCUCCCAGCAGCUCAGUGACCUGGUGGCCUUGGUACGGGGACAGCUGUCCCGCAUGCAGCGGGCAGUGCUAUCAGCACUCAUUGUCAUUGAGGUCCAUGCCAAGGACGUGGUACAAAACCUGAUCAAGGAGGGUGUGGUCAGUGUGAAUGACUUCGAGUGGAUCUCACAGCUCAGGUACUACUGGACAAACCGUGACCUGUACAUCCGUGCUGUGAACGCUGAGUUCAUCUAUGGCUAUGAAUACCUAGGCAACAGUGGGAGGCUGGUAAUCACGCCCCUCACUGACAGGUGCUACCUGACCCUGACUGGAGCCUUGCACCUCAAGUUCGGAGGUGCCCCAGCUGGCCCAGCUGGCACAGGGAAAACAGAGACCACCAAGGAUCUUGGCAAGGCCUUGGCCAUACAAACAGUUGUGUUCAACUGCUCUGACCAGCUUGACUUCAUGGCCAUGGGCAAGUUCUUCAAGGGCCUAGCCAGCUCUGGGGCCUGGGCCUGCUUCGACGAGUUCAAUCGGAUUGACAUUGAGGUGCUGUCCGUGGUGGCACAGCAGAUCACCACCAUUCAGAAGGCUCAGCAGCAGCGGGUAGAGCGCUUUGUGUUUGAGGGCGUCGAGAUCCCCCUUGUGCCAUCCUGUGCCGUGUUCAUCACCAUGAACCCAGGAUAUGCUGGCCGCACAGAGCUACCUGACAACCUGAAGGCUCUCUUCAGGCCUGUGGCCAUGAUGGUCCCAGAUUAUGCCAUGAUUGCUGAGAUCUCCCUCUACUCUUUUGGCUUCAAUGAGGCCAAUGUUCUGGCCAAGAAGAUCACCACCACCUUCAAGCUGUCCUCAGAGCAGCUCAGUUCCCAGGAUCACUACGACUUUGGGAUGAGAGCUGUGAAAACUGUGAUCUCAGCUGCAGGGAACCUCAAGAGAGAGAACCCCAGCAUGAGUGAGGAAUUGAUCUGCCUCAGAGCCAUCAGGGAUGUGAAUGUCCCCAAGUUCCUGCAGGAGGACCUCAAGCUCUUCUCAGGGAUCGUGUCUGACCUGUUCCCCACCAUCAAGGAGGAGGAAACUGACUAUGGCAUCCUGGACCAGGCCAUCCGUAAAGCCUGUGAGAAGAGCAACCUCAAAGAUGUGGAGGGCUUCCUAACAAAGUGCAUCCAGUUGUAUGAGACCACAGUGGUGCGCCACGGCCUCAUGCUCGUUGGCCCCACAGGCUCUGGCAAGAGUAAGUGUUACAGAGUCCUGGCAGCUGCCAUGACGAUGCUGAAAGGACAGCCCUCCAUCAGUGGUGGUGUGUAUGAGGCCGUCAACUACUAUGUUCUUAACCCCAAGUCCAUCACGAUGGGCCAGCUGUACGGGGAAUUUGACCUGCUCACCCAUGAGUGGACAGAUGGGAUUUUCUCCUCCCUCAUCCGGGCCGGGGCCAUUGCCGCUGAUUCCAACAAGAAAUGGUACAUGUUUGACGGACCAGUGGAUGCCGUCUGGAUCGAGAACAUGAACACGGUGCUGGACGACAACAAGAAACUGUGCCUCAGCUCUGGAGAGAUUAUAAAACUCACAGAGGCAAUGACCAUGAUGUUUGAGGUGCAGGACCUGGCAGUGGCCUCACCAGCCACAGUGUCUCGCUGUGGCAUGGUGUACCUGGAGCCCAGCAUCCUGGGACUCAUGCCCUUCGUUGAGUGCUGGCUAAAAAAAAUCCCUGCCUUUAUGAAGCCCCAUGAAGAACAACUCAGGACCCUCUUUGCCCGAUUUCUGGAGAGCUCCCUCGACUUUGUUCGUGCCUCAGUGAAAGAGGUGAUUGCCUCAACAAAUAGCAACCUGACCAUGAGCUUCCUCAAGCUGCUUGACUGCUUCUUCAAGCCCUUCCUGCCCAGAGAGGGCCACAAGAAGGCAUCCCCUGAGAAGCUGAGUCGCAUCCCAGAGCUGAUUGAACCCUGGUUUAUUUUCUCCCUGGUCUGGAGUGUGGGUGCCACUGGGGACAGCAACAGCCGCACCACCUUCAGCCAUUGGCUAAGGAUGAAGAUAAUGUUGGAAAAGCUCACUCUUCCCUUCCCUGAAGAGGGUCUGGUGUUCGAUUACAGGCUGGAUGACGCUGGGAUCAGCAACACAGAGGAUGAUGACGAUGAAGAGGAGGAGGGCAAGCAGGUUGCCUGGGUGAAGUGGAUGGACUCCUCAGCCCCAUUCACCAUGGUGCCAGACACCAACUACUGCAGCAUCAUUGUACCUACCAUGGACACAGUGCAGAUGUCCUACCUGCUGGGCAUGCUGCUCACCAACAACAAGCCUGUGCUAUGUGUCGGACCAACGGGCACAGGGAAGACACUGACCGUGGCGGACAAGCUCCUGAAGAACCUGCCGCUGGAAUACAUCAGCCACUUCCUCACCUUCUCAGCCCGCACCUCGGCCAACCAGACCCAGGACCUCAUUGACAGCAAGCUGGACAAGAGGCGGAAGGGUGUGUUUGGGCCACCACUGGGGCGCAACUUCAUCUUCUUCAUUGAUGACCUGAACAUGCCAGCCCUGGAGACAUACGGCGCACAGCCGCCCAUAGAGCUGCUACGCCAGUGGAUGGACCAUGGCGGCUGGUAUGACCGCAAGGUUAUUGGAGCCUUCAAGAACCUGGUGGACAUCAACUUUGUCUGUGCCAUGGGCCCCCCAGGGGGAGGUAGGAAUGCCAUCACCCCAAGGCUGACUCGUCACUUCAACUACUUGUCCUUCAUUGAGAUGGAUGAGGUCAGCAAAAAACACAUCUUCUCCACCAUCCUGAGAUGUUGGAUGGAUGGACUGCUUGGAGAAAGAAGUUACCGAGAGCCUGUACCUGGAUCCCCCAACAUCACCCAAUUCAAUGAGCCCCUCGUGGAAGCCACCAUCAAAGUGUACGCCACUAUCACCUCCCAGCUGCUUCCCACUCCAGCCAAGUCCCACUAUACCUUCAACCUGAGGGACCUCUCCAAGGUCUUCCAGGGUAUUCUCAUGGCUGACCCAGCCAAAGUCGAGGACCAGGUGCAGUUGCUUCAACUGUGGUACCACGAGAACUGCCGCGUGUUUCGUGACCGACUGGUGAAUGAGGAGGACCGCAGCUGGUUUGAUGAACUCCUUGAAAGCCACAUAGAGCCAUGGGAGGUAUCCUUCAGCAAAGUCUGCCCCUUCCAGCCCAUUCUAUAUGGGGACUUCAUGGCACCUGGCUCAGAUGUGAAGUCCUAUGAGCUCAUCACCAGUGAGACCAAGAUGAUGCACGUGAUUCAGGAGUACAUGGAGGACUACAACCAGAUAAACACGGCCAAGCUGAAGCUGGUCCUCUUUGUGGAUGCCAUGAGCCACAUCUGCCGCAUCAGCCGCAUCCUGCGCCAGGCGCUGGGCAAUGCGCUCCUCCUGGGUGUAGGGGGCAGUGGCCGCAGCUCUCUCACCCGGCUUGCCUCGCACAUGGCUGAGUACGAGUGCUUCCAGAUCGAGCUGUCCAAGAACUACGGCAUGUCCGAGUGGCGUGAAGAUGUCAAGAAGGUCCUGCUCAAGGCCGGCCUGCAGAACCUGUCCAUCACCUUCCUGUUCUCAGAUACCCAGAUCAAGAAUGAGUCCUUCCUGGAAGACAUCAACAAUGUCUUGAACUCGGGUGACAUCCCCAACCUCUACAAUGCUGAAGAACAGGACCAGAUUAUCAACACCAUGCGGCCCUACAUCCAAGAGCAGGGACUGCAGCCCACCAAGGCCAAUCUCAUGGCCGCCUACACAGGGCGUGUGCGAAGCAACAUCCACAUGGUGCUGUGCAUGAGCCCAAUUGGAGAGAUCUUCCGAGCUCGCCUGAGGCAGUUCCCCUCCCUUGUCAACUGCUGCACCAUUGACUGGUUUAACGAGUGGCCAGCCGAAGCUCUGCAGUCUGUGGCCACCAUGUUCUUGAAUGAGAUCCCAGAACUGGAGUCUUCCUCGGAAAUAAUUGGAGGAUUGAUUCAGGUUUGUGUAUACAUCCACCAGUCAGUUGCCAAGAAGUGUAUCGAGUACUUGGCAGAGCUAGCCCGCCACAACUACGUCACCCCCAAGAGCUAUUUGGAGCUACUGAAUAUUUUCUCCAUCCUCAUUGAACAUAAAAAACAGGAACUGAAAACUGCCAAAAAUCGCAUGAAGAGUGGUCUUGACAAGCUGCUACGCACUUCUGAGGACGUGGCCAAGAUGCAGGAGGAGCUGGAGGUUAUGCGCCCCCUGCUGGAGGAGGCUGCCAAGGACACCAUGCUCACUAUGGACCAAAUCAAGGUGGACACAACCAUAGCCGAGGAGACCCGAAAGUCAGUGCAGGCAGAAGAGGUCAAGGCCAAUGAGAAAGCCAAGAAGGCUCAAGCUAUUGCUGAUGAUGCUCAAAAAGAUCUGGAUGAGGCCCUGCCAGCCCUGGACGCAGCCCUGGCAAGCCUGCGUAAUCUCAACAAGAAUGAUGUGACAGAGGUGCGCGCCAUGCAGCGCCCUCCCCCGGGUGUGAAACUAGUCAUCGAAGCUGUGUGCAUCAUGAAGGGCAUCAAGCCCAAGAAGGUGCCUGGAGAGAAGCCAGGCUCCAAGGUGGAUGAUUACUGGGAACCAGGCAAGGGCUUGCUGCAGGACCCAGGUCGCUUCCUUGAGAGCCUGUUCAAGUUUGACAAAGACAACAUUGGUGAGGCAGUGAUCAAAGCCAUCCAACCAUACAUCGACAAUGAGGAGUUCCAGCCAGCUGCUAUAGCCAAGGUGUCCAAGGCCUGCACGUCUAUCUGCCAGUGGGUGCGCGCCAUGCACAAGUACCACUUCGUGGCCAAAGCUGUGGAGCCCAAGAGGCAAGCCCUGCGAGAGGCCCAGGACGACCUGGAGGUGACACAGAGGAUCUUGGAGGAGGCAAAGCAGCACCUGCAGGAGGUGGAGGACGGCAUCACCACAUUGCAGGCCAAGUACCGGGAGUGCAUCUCCAAGAAGGAGGAGCUGGAGCUAAAGUGCCAGCAGUGUGAGCAGCGCCUGGGCCGCGCUGACAAGCUCAUCAAUGGGCUGUCCGAUGAGAAAGUGCGCUGGCAGGAGACAGUGGAGAACCUGGAGAACAUGCUUGACAACAUCUCCGGUGACGUGUUGCUGGCAUCAGGCUUUGUAGCCUACCUGGGCCCCUUCACAGGCCAGUACCGCACAGCACUCUAUGACCAGUGGGUCACCCAGCUCACCGUCCACCACGUUCCACACACCUUGAAGCCCACACUAAUCGGAACACUGGGAAACCCCGUGAAGAUCCGCUCGUGGCAGAUCGCAGGCCUCCCCAAUGACACGCUGUCAGUGGAGAAUGGGGUUAUCAACCAGUACUCCCAACGCUGGACCCACUUCAUUGACCCCCAGGGUCAGGCCAACAAAUGGAUCAAGAACAUGGAGAAGGACAAUGGGCUGGAUGUGUUCAAGCUGAGUGACCGUGACUUCCUACGCAGCAUGGAGAAUGCCAUACGCUUUGGCAAGCCAUGCCUUCUGGAAAACGUAGGGGAGGAGCUGGACCCAGCCUUGGAGCCUGUGUUGCUCAAGCAGACUUACAAGCAGCAGGGGAACACGGUGCUGAAGUUGGGAGACACAGUGAUCCCCUACCAUGAAGACUUCAGGAUGUAUAUCACCACCAAGCUGCCCAACCCACACUACACACCUGAGGUCUCCACCAAGCUCACGCUGAUCAACUUCACGCUGUCACCCAGUGGACUAGAGGACCAGCUACUGGGUCAGGUCGUAGCUGAGGAACGACCAGACCUGGAAGAAGCUAAGAACCAGCUGAUUAUCAGUAAUGCCAAGAUGCGUCAGGAGCUGAAGGACAUUGAGGACCAGAUUCUGCAACGCCUCAGCUCCUCGGAGGGCAACCCUGUGGAUGACAUGGAGCUCAUCAAGGUGCUGGAGGCUUCCAAGAUGAAGGCUGCCGAGAUCCAGGCCAAAGUCAGGAUUGCAGAGCAGACAGAGAAGGACAUUGACCUCACACGCAUGGAGUACAUACCUGUGGCUGUCCGCACCCAGAUCCUCUUCUUCUGUGUGUCUGACCUGGCCAACGUGGACCCCAUGUACCAGUAUUCCCUCGAGUGGUUCCUCAACAUCUUCCUCUCUGGCAUCGCCAACUCUGAGAGGGCAGACAACUUGAAGAAACGGAUCUCCAAUAUCAACCGAUACCUGACCUACAGUCUCUACAGCAACGUGUGCCGCAGCCUCUUUGAGAAGCACAAGCUGAUGUUUGCCUUCCUGCUGUGCGUCCGCAUCAUGAUGAAUGAGGACAAAAUCAAUCAGAGUGAGUGGCGCUACCUCCUGUCUGGGGGCUCCAUCCAGCUCAUGAGUGAGAACCCUGCACCAAACUGGCUAUCAGAUCGAGCCUGGCGAGACAUCCUGGCACUUUCCAACUUGCCAGCCUUUGCUUCCUUUUCUUCUGACUUCAAGAAUCAUCUCUCACAGUUCCGGGUCAUCUUUGACAGCCCUGAGCCUCACCGGGAGCCUUUGCCUGGCAUCUGGGACAAAUACCUGGACCAGUUUCAGAAGCUGCUUGUCCUCCGCUGCCUGCGUGGGGACAAAGUGACCAAUGCUAUGCAGGACUUUGUGAGCAAUAACCUGGAGCCCCGCUUUAUUGAGCCCCAGACAGCCAACCUGUCUGCAGUAUUCAAGGAGUCCAACUCCUCCACGCCCCUCAUCUUCGUGCUGUCACCUGGCACCGACCCCGCUGCUGACCUCUACAAAUUUGCAGAAGAGAUGAAGUUCUCCAAGAAGCUCUCGGCCAUCUCCCUGGGCCAGGGUCAGGGCCCUCGGGCAGAAGCCAUGAUGCGCAGUUCCAUAGAGAGGGGCAAGUGGGUCUUCUUCCAGAACUGCCACCUGGCACCAAGCUGGAUGCCAGCCCUGGAGCGCCUCAUCGAGCAUAUCAACCCUGACAAGGUACACCGGGACUUCCGCCUGUGGCUCACCAGCCUACCCAGCAACAAGUUCCCAGUAUCCAUCCUGCAAAACGGCUCCAAGAUGACCAUUGAGCCACCACGUGGUGUCAAAGCCAACCUGCUGAAGUCUUACAACAACCUCAGCGAUGAUUUCCUCCACUCCUGUAACAAGGUGCUAGAGUUCAAGUCCCUGCUCCUGUCUCUGUGCCUGUUUCAUGGGAACGCACUGGAACGCCGCAAGUUUGGACCCCUGGGCUUUAACAUCCCCUACGAGUUCACGGAUGGAGACCUGCGCAUCUGCAUCAGCCAGCUCAAGAUGUUCCUGGAUGAGUAUGACGACAUCCCCUACAAGGUUCUCAAGUACACGGCUGGGGAGAUCAACUAUGGAGGCCGUGUCACUGAUGACUGGGACCGCCGUUGUGUCAUGAACAUCCUGGAGGAUUUCUACAACCCCGAUGUGCUCUCCCCGGAGCACAGUUACAGCGCCUCAGGGGUCUACCAUCAGAUCCUGCCCACCUAUGACCUCAAUGGCUACCUCUCGUACAUCAAGGGGCUUCCGCUCAACGACAUGCCCGAGCUCUUUGGUCUGCACGACAACGCCAACAUCACCUUUGCCCAGAAUGAAACUUUUGCCCUGCUCAAUGCCAUAAUCCAGCUACAGCCCAAAUCAUCCUCUGUGGGUGACCAGAGCCGGGAAGAGAUAGUGGAAGAUGUGGCUGAGAACAUUUUGCUGCAAGUGCCUGAGCCUGUCAACUUGCCCAUGGUCAUGGCCAAGUACCCUGUGCUGUAUGAGGAGUCAAUGAACACAGUGCUGGUACAGGAGGUCAUUAGGUACAACCGGCUGCUGCAGGUGAUCACACAGACACUAAGAGACUUGCUCAAGGCACUGAAGGGGCUAGUGGUGAUGUCCUUGCAGCUGGAGCUGAUGGCUACCAGCCUAUACAACAACACUGUGCCUGAGCUCUGGAAUGCCAAGGCCUACCCGUCACUCAAGCCACUGGCCUCAUGGAUCAUGGAUCUGCUACAGCGCCUGGACUUCGUGGAUAACUGGAUCCAAGACGGCAUUCCGUCUGUCUUCUGGAUCAGUGGUUUCUUCUUCCCACAGGCUUUCCUCACAGGCACACUGCAGAACUUUGCCCGGAAGUUCGUCAUCUCAAUCGACACGAUCGCCUUUGAUUUCAAGGUCAUGGCCCAGUCAACAUCAGAACUCAACCAAAGGCCUGAUAUAGGGUGUUAUAUCCAUGGACUGUUCCUGGAAGGUGCCCGCUGGGACCCAGUAGACUUCCAGCUGGCUGAGUCUCGACCCAAGGAGCUGUACACAGAGAUGGCUGUCAUCUGGCUCUUGCCAGUACCCAAUCGCAAGGCCGAGCACCAAAACUUCUAUCUCUGUCCCAUCUACAAGACACUGACCCGUGCUGGAACGCUAUCAACCACAGGCCACUCCACCAACUAUGUCAUUGCUGUGGAGAUCCCCACCACCAAGCCUCAGCGACACUGGAUAAAGCGUGGCGUGGCCCUCAUCUGUGCCCUGGACUACUAG
Jaculus jaculus (lesser Egyptian jerboa) is the source of this 12870-nucleotide messenger RNA. RefSeq names its product dynein axonemal heavy chain 1 (gene Dnah1). Bases 103 to 12870 code for a protein of 4255 amino acids. Gene Ontology annotation, biological process: microtubule-based movement. The record is from RefSeq and is a predicted model, not a curated record. The transcript is spliced from 78 exons. NCBI's taxonomy places the organism in Eukaryota, Metazoa, Chordata, Mammalia, Rodentia, Dipodidae. Gene Ontology annotation, cellular component: dynein complex. Gene Ontology annotation, molecular function: ATP binding; minus-end-directed microtubule motor activity; dynein light intermediate chain binding.